Molecule: messenger RNA, 2098 nt
Organism: Lethenteron reissneri (Far Eastern brook lamprey)
Lineage: Eukaryota; Metazoa; Chordata; Hyperoartia; Petromyzontiformes; Petromyzontidae
Gene: RIOX1
Product: ribosomal oxygenase 1
Cellular component (GO): nucleolus
Molecular function (GO): histone H3K36 demethylase activity; histone H3K4 demethylase activity
Source: RefSeq, a predicted model, not a curated record
GGAACGCGUUUGCUUUAGGCGCGCACGUGCGACACGUGCAACACGUGCUCGUGGGAUCCCUCCCGGGUCGUGCGGUGCGGCACAGUAAACGGCGCGGGUCGACCGGAUACGAAGCGUUACAAAAAUAACAACAAAGUUGCUCCUGCUCGAGUCUGGACGCUGAAAUGAAGGCGAUUUCCGCGUUCGCCGUGUACAAGCCGACAACGAAACCAAAUGCAGCCACCAGGAGCCCAAUAAAUAACAGGGAUGUCGGUGCGAAGCGUAAGUCAGCCAUGAAAAAACAGCUUCGUCAGGGCUUGACCAAUGAGGUGAGGAGAAAAGCCAAAGAUAAGAGGCGAGGGAUGAACACCAAGGCGAAAGGAGGACGCAACUUGAAGCAGCAAAAGGCCAUCAACGAUCUUGCAAUGGAGGCAUGCUCCGAGAUGUCAGAAGGAUGUGCAGCUGUGCAGGUGGAGGAGGAAUCAGGGGCUGAAGAGAGACAGCAGAAUCUGGUUGCAGACACAAACAGGCAGGUGAUGGAGAUGAGAAGGAAAGCAGUGGGAGGAGCUUGGCAGGUGAAAGAAGCAGAGAAGAAUAUGACGAGGUCCCUAUCGUCACUCCUCGGCUCACUGGACCUUGUGCAGAACAGCCGACAGCGAGCAGAGCAGCUUUUCCAAUGGCUCAUCAAUCCCUUCCCAAGCAAACAAUUCUUCAGAAAGCAGUGGGAAAAGCACCCGACCUUGCUACAGCGGCACAAACCGGACUACUUCCAAGGCCUGUUUUCCACCACAGAGUUUGACCGAAUUUUGCGAGAGGAAGUAGUUCAUUUUGGGGUGAACCUGGACGUGACUUCGUACAGAGACGAUGUGAGGGAGACCCACAACCCACCCGGUCGUGCACUGCCCUCUGUAGUGUGGGACUUUUACCAGAAUGGCUGCUCCCUGAGGCUGUUAAAUCCCCAGUCAUUCUCCCUUGCCACCUGGAAAGUGCUGUCGAUUCUGCAGGAGAAGUUUGGCAGCAUGGCUGGUGCCAAUGUGUACCUGACUCCGCCAGGCACCCAGGGCUUUGCCCCACACUAUGACGACAUCGAAGCCUUUGUGUUGCAGCUGGAGGGGAAGAAGCACUGGCGCGUGUAUAAUCCCAGGUGUAAAGAGGAAACGCUCCCAAGAUUUUCAAGCCCCAACUACAGCAGCGCUGAUGUGGGAGCCCCCAUCCUGGAUGUGGUCCUGGAGGCAGGCGACUUGAUCUACUUUCCGCGUGGGUUCGUGCAUCAGGCCGCCUGCCUGCCCGAUGUGCACUCCCUGCACCUCACGCUCUCUACCUUCCAGAGAAACUGCUUCGGUGACCUGCUCGAGAAGAUAAUGCCGGCUGCUCUUCAGACAGCCAUUGAGGAGGAUGUCGCGUUUCGGGAGGGACUACCUCUUGACUAUCUGGAUUAUAUGGGUGUACAGAAUUCCGAGACGGAGGACCCACGAAGAGUUUCCUUCCUCCAGAAGGUGGACAAGCUGAUCCGCAAAGUGGCAGACUAUGCCCCAGUAGAUGCCGCUGUUGACCAGAAGGCCAAAGAUUUAAUUCACGACUGUCUGCCGCCAGUGUACUCAGCAGAGGAGAAGGCAUGCAGUGUGCACGGCGCACCCGUGAGGUGUGUCAAUGGCAAGAUUCACGACCUAGUCAUCAACGUUGACGGAAACACACAGAUAAGGCUGCUCCGUGCCGGGGUCUGCAGGCUGUGCAGCGAAGAAGGGAAAGUCAAUCUGUAUUACACCGUGGAGAACUCUCGCACAUAUCACAAGGAGGAGCCCAAGUGCAUUGAAAUUGACGAUUAUAAUGUGGAGGCUCUGGAACACCUGAUUCAUAGCUACCCCAAGUUUGUGACUGUGGAUAGCCUGCCUUGUCCUGCCAUCGAAGAAAAGUGCAACCUGACCAUGGACCUAUUUGAAAAGGGACUCUUAACCUUCAAGGAACCACUGAAAUCAGCAUAAAUACAGCUUUUAAAAGACGUUCAACCCUCACUCAUUUGUCAAAAAAAAUAUCCAAUCUGUUUUAAUACUGGUAGGAACCACCUGGUUCCACCAGCCCACGGGAUUAUUGUGUCCGUCCGUCGUGCAUCCAAAAAUGG